ACAGAAACAGAAGAGAGAUCCUGCAAUAACUAAACUCUUCAUUGCUUCCACCUCUUAGAAGAGAGAAGAAGAUGGUGAUGGGUGGCUCAGAUCAACUGCCCUGCCAUCACAAAAUGGUGAUUGGAGAGAUCACCAGAAGCCACCAGCUUGUCGCUAAGCUGCGAUCACUAGUGCUGACUUCACCGCCGACGUCUGAGUGGCGGCCGGAGCUCGCGAAUAAUCUCUUUGAAGAGGUGUUGGAAUCUUAUAAGGUGUCGGUCUCCAUGCUUCUCCGUCCUUGUAGUUGCUUUGCUGAGGCUUCCGAAGUGAACUGCUCUAAAGGAAGCUUGGCAGUGGAAGAGGGGACGAUGAACGCUGAGGAUCAACAAGAAAGGAUGGACAUCGGUUAUGCCCAUGUUUCAAGGAAAGAGCCACUCUCAACGGCUUCAACCACGACUACCCUGCAUCUCGAUGGCCAUCAGUGGAGAAUGUCUGGUAAAAAAAAGACCAGCAAUGGCGACAUUCCAAGGUAA
Messenger RNA from Dendrobium catenatum, 512 nucleotides. RefSeq lists its product as uncharacterized. The coding region runs from base 72 to 512 and encodes 146 amino acids. NCBI's taxonomy places the organism in Eukaryota, Viridiplantae, Streptophyta, Magnoliopsida, Asparagales, Orchidaceae. The record is from RefSeq and is a predicted model, not a curated record. The transcript is spliced from 2 exons.